UCUUCAAUAGCCAUUAAUCAUUUAGAAAAAUAAAUAAAAAUAGGGAUCACAAAACUCUUUUAAUCAUUGUUUUUCUCUUCUUUUCUUUAUUUUUCUUUUCGAUCACCUGGGUUAAAAGUAUUUCCCAGUUAAUCACCGAAAAGAGAAAUAAUCAAUGCUAAAGACAAUGGAAAUAAAGGUAAUAUUAUGGGUAUUUAUGGUCAUGGUGAGUACAACAUAUAUAAGGAAAACAGAAGGUUAUCUUUGUUAUUGGGAUUGCGUAGAUGCUUGCAAAGUUUCUGGACCUGAAUGUUGGUAUCAUUGCCUUGAUUACUGUAAUCCUCCCUUGUUAUCACGAACUGGUGAUGCCCCUGCGAUGUCUCCCCAAAUAUCUGAAGCCCCUUCUACGAGCAAAGACAUCACAGCACAGCUGGCAGAAGAAUUCGGUGCUACGAUCGCUGAAGAUUUUUUCACAAGCAAAGUAAAUACUAAGGAAGGGAUGGGUCAACCAAUCACGACCGAAGACUUUUUCUUUUUUGGACGACCUUCAAAUAGGAAACUUAUUCCCAAACAAUAAUUGGUUGAAUGCACCCAACCUCAAUAAAAGUAAAUCAAAUAAGAUUUGUUUAUGGAAUUAUCUGGUUACAUGUGUUCGACGCAUUUCCUUUACUAUUGUCUCUGAAAACUAAUUACCGUUUAUCUUCAGCUCUUUUCUCUUUUAAGCAUUAAUAUGUAAAUGUCUAUUCUUAACAUUAUGUAAUUAGUUUCCAACGAUUAUUUGUUUACAAACUUGAGGUAUGUAUUGUGCAAUUGGUAUAUGAAAUAUGGUCAUAUACAAUAUCUAUACAAACAUGAAUUGGAAACUC
Papaver somniferum (opium poppy) is the source of this 845-nucleotide messenger RNA. RefSeq lists its product as uncharacterized. Lineage: Eukaryota; Viridiplantae; Streptophyta; Magnoliopsida; Ranunculales; Papaveraceae. The record is from RefSeq and is a predicted model, not a curated record. Bases 155 to 556 code for a protein of 133 amino acids. The transcript is spliced from 2 exons.